Messenger RNA from Cynara cardunculus var. scolymus (artichoke), 2431 nucleotides. RefSeq names its product pentatricopeptide repeat-containing protein At1g09820. NCBI's taxonomy places the organism in Eukaryota, Viridiplantae, Streptophyta, Magnoliopsida, Asterales, Asteraceae. Gene Ontology annotation, molecular function: protein binding. The transcript has a single exon. The coding region runs from base 136 to 1962 and encodes 608 amino acids. The record is from RefSeq and is a predicted model, not a curated record.
UCGAACCAGUUGGUAAGAAACAUCUUGGAAUUCAAGCAAAACCACUGGUUAGAUCUUUGUUUGUGAUCCCUGGGCUUGUUAAUCGAGAGAGAAACCCCAACUAUCGAUUCUGUACAAAUUAGUACAAGUGAUGAUAUGAUUCCUCUUUAUCGUUUCCGAUUUCCCACACGGGUUCCCUGCAUCAAUGCUUCUCGCCUCGAUUCUUCUUUUUAUUCUUCAGAAUCCGCUAGUGAUUGUCGUUCUUAUGAUCAGUUAGACAUACAUACGACCUCUCAUCUCAUAAGAAACCAACAAUGGCGUGCUCUCAAGUUCUUAAUCAAUUCAACCAACCCUAGCCCUUUUCUUCAACAACUUUAUGAUUGGGAUGCCUCUUACGAUGUCGUCUUAGGAUACUUCAAAUGGUCGCAGCAAGAGUUUCAGGUAUCUCACUCACUUCAACAUUACUCUAGACUCUUUUAUGUGCUAGCUAAUGCUAACAAAUACGGAAAAAUUAGGGCUUUGUUGGAUAAUCGUUUUGUUAGGAAUGCAAUUAGUGAACACUCGUGUUGUUCGAUUCUUCGUAAGCUUGAGGAAGUUUGUGAUAACGUCUGUGCAAAUUCGAUCAUAGUUGAUUUACUAAUAUUAGCUUAUGUGAAGAACUUGAAGGCAGAUUUAGGAUUCGAAACUUUUGAUAGAGCUGGUGAUUAUGGGCUCAAGUUAUCAGUGUGGUCAUGCAAUCAGUUGUUAAAUUUAUUAGUGAAAGAGGAGAAGUUUGGGCGUGUUGAGUUUGUUUACAGAGAGAUGAUUAAGAGGAGGAUUGAGGUUAAUUUGGCUACAUUUAAUAUGGUGAUCAAUGGGUUAUGCAAGGCUGGGAGCUUGUAUAAGGCAGGGGAUAUUUUUGAGGAUAUGCAAGUUAGGGGAAUUUUGCCAUCAGUGGUGACCUAUAAUACACUCAUUGAUGGGUACUGUAAGAAGGGUGAAGCAGGAAAAAUGUAUAAAGCCGAUGCCCUUAUGAAGGAAAUGGUCAAGAAGAAGAUCUUCCCUAAUGUGAUUACCUAUAAUGCUCUUAUUGAUGGUUUUUGCCGGGAUAAAAAUGUUUCUGCUGCUAUGAAAUUGUUCAAGAAAAUGCAAGACAGUGGGUUGAAACCUGAUGUGGUUACUUAUAAUUCUCUGAUUAAUGGGCUUUGUUGUUUGGGGAAGCUUGAUGAAGCUCUUGCUUUACGGGAUAAAAUGGCUGACUCAGGUGUGAAGCCUACUCUUGUUACUUAUAAUGCUGUAAUGAAUGGGUUUUCUAUGAAGAAAAUGGUGAAGAACUGUGAAGAGGUGUUUGAUGAUAUUCCUAAGCAAGGUUUGGUUCCCAAUGCAUAUACAUAUAAUAUUCUUAUUAAUGCUUAUUUCCGAGCUGGGAAUAUGGAAAAAGCAGCUAAACUACAUGGAUCGAUGUUGCAGAGUAAUGUUAGUCCUAACGUUUCAACCUAUAAUUCCUUAAUAGCUGGAUACAGUAAAGAGGGAGACAUGGAGGCAGCUAAUAGGCUUUUAAAGGACAUGAAGGACCGAGAAUUGAAGGCUGAUCUUGUAACAUAUAAUAUACGAAUUGAUGCACUUUGCAAGAAGGGGGAGUCACGAGAAGCAAUCAAGCUUCUCGAUGAGAUGUCUCAAAUGGGUUUGAUUCCGAUCCAACUAACUUAUAACACUUUGAUGGCUGGUUAUUGUGGGGAAGGAAACCUUAGGGCGGCUCUAAAUGUGAUGACCAGAAUGGAAAAAGAAGGAAGGAGGCCUAAUGUUCCAACAUACAAUGUGCUGAUUAAGGCUUUCUGUGAGAAGGGUAAGCUGGAAGAAGCUAAUGCAUUUCUUAACAAGAUGCUGGAGAAGGGUUUGGUACCUAAUCAUAUAACCUAUGACAUUAUUAGAGAGGAAAUGAUGGAGCGGGGAUUUCUUCCGGAUAUCGAUGGGCAUCUCUAUAACAAUUCUGUUACUUCUUGACCCACACCUSAUCAUGCUUCUUGGAACUGAAAAUGAAAUUUCUUUCUCCAAUACUUGGGGAUUGUGGACCAAAACCAAACAAACCCCCCACACAAAGUAGAGUUUGGGAGGCUAGGAUGUAUGCCGACCUCAAGGAGUAGAGACAUUGUUUCCGUGAAGACACCCAGCUUGUAAAACGGUUUUGAGGAGAAGGUUUUUCUUUCAUUCUUCCCGGCUUGUAAAAAGGUUUUGAGGAGAAGGUUUUUCUUUCAUUCUUUGAAUCUGAAUUUGAUUUCAAAAUGCUUCAAGGUCAAUCUUGUAGUCGGUGCAUUUGCUAAGUUCUUAGUUCUUGCACUGUGGAAUUCAGAUUCACAAAUCAUGUUCUAUCUUGCAAAUAAACUAAAUUUCUUUUAUUUAAUCCUUUAUAAGUACUGAAAUUCAUUUAACAAACUGUUCCAAGUUUCACCAAGUUUCACCAAGUUUCACCAAG